Molecule: messenger RNA, 327 nt
Organism: Penicillium bovifimosum
Lineage: Eukaryota; Fungi; Ascomycota; Eurotiomycetes; Eurotiales; Aspergillaceae
Exons: 1
Coding region: 1-327 (108 amino acids)
Source: RefSeq, a predicted model, not a curated record
AUGCCGCAAUGGCUCGGAUCCCUGACUAGCCAGAGUGACCAAUCUCUGGCCGGCGUCUUCAUGAUCAAGGGCGAGCCAUGGGUAUUCGAGAAUGCUCGUGGUCGAACCGCGGCUCCAUUUCAAGGAGCCCCCGCUGUCGUGAAUAUCCCCUGGAAGGAGCUUGAAAGUAUCCGGAGUUCCUUGCAGAGCCGUGAGCCGUUUACUGCAACUAUCAUGGGCUCUACCAUGGAGAUAGUUUGGACGAAUGGCGUGAGGAUUACCGCCAAUGUGCCUCAUUGCGAUACCUAUGCACACUUCUCGGGGGAAGGUAGCUGGCGGACGCAGUGA